This is a messenger RNA of Oncorhynchus keta (chum salmon), 3471 nucleotides long. RefSeq names its product prolyl endopeptidase like (gene prepl). The coding region runs from base 209 to 2341 and encodes 710 amino acids. Gene Ontology annotation, molecular function: serine-type endopeptidase activity. The record is from RefSeq and is a predicted model, not a curated record. Gene Ontology annotation, biological process: proteolysis. NCBI's taxonomy places the organism in Eukaryota, Metazoa, Chordata, Actinopteri, Salmoniformes, Salmonidae. Gene Ontology annotation, cellular component: cytoskeleton; Golgi apparatus. The transcript has 14 exons.
UAGUAUCCUGGAGGUUGCCCAACGGCAAAGGCAAUCAAACUACAUUUAAUUACAGUAACUAACUAUGGACUAUUAAAGCGACAUAAGAAGACAUACCUGAUACUGUUAUUUUAAAAAGAAUGUGUUCAAACUUGGGGUGGGGGUCACUUUCAAAACAAUGAUAGACAUGAAAUUAUAGCUUGGUCGGUCAGUUACAGUGACAGCGACUAUGUGUUCCAUGACCAGUCUGCAUUCGUGGCUCAGUCCUCUGAUUCGGGGAGGUAAAUUUUAUAAAGUCUGGAGCCGUUUCACCUGCAAACCUAGAGGAUUGAUCUACCUAACGGAUACACGUCGUUUCACAAUAGUAAAGGACCCUUCCAGCUCCACUGUGGAAUUCAACUCUCGUAAUAAGAAAUACAGAAGUCUGGAGAGGUCUUUCAAGAGAAGAUUAAGGGCCAUAUACCAGAGGUUCUCUGAAGGCCCAGACAAUACAACGAUCCAGGGGCUUAACCACGUGUACUUCAUAGAGGGGGAUGGCAUCUAUAGAAUGGACACCAGGCAGGGUGACCCAGAGCCAGAAAGGGUGUUGUGUCUGGACUCCGUGGGGAAGGGAGAUUGGAGCCUCCAAAGGUUGCGUCUCUCCCCCAAUGAGCAUGCCCUGGCAGCCACAGUGAAGACCCCCCACAGAGAGGAGGCCAGGUGUGUCCUGGUCAAGCUAGGAGACAGAGAACCUACCCUGGACCCACCUCAACCUCUACUCACCAUUGACAAGGUUUUCAGCGUCGAAUGGGCUACAGAUGACAUCCUAUUCUACAGCAGUCAGCAGAAACUCCAGUGUCACCAUGUGUUCCGUCUGGACCUGACUGCCACUGGGACCAGAAGCACCCUGGUCUACCAGGAACAGCAGCCUGAUGUGUUUGUUGAGGUGAGUCUUUCCAGAGACCGGAGGCUGGUGCUUGUUAACUGCAGCAGUAAGAGGAGCUCUGAGGUGUGGCUGAUUGACAGCGCCAAGCCCCUUAAGAAGCCCACCCUGGUCCAGGCCCGCCUCCCUGAGCUGCUGUACCAUGUAGAGCACUCCCACGGCCAGCUGUACAUCUUGGCCAACACUGGACCUGGACAAGAGUACCAGGUGUUGAGGGCACCUCUCUCAUCCCCCUCCAUCAAACACUGGGUCCCAGUGUGUAGCCCUGGUCCUGGGACAGCUGUGAAGGACAUGGAGGUGCUCCAGGACCACUGUGUGUUGGCCACCAGAGACCCCUUAGGCCUGCUAGCACUCCAGGUGGUCCCACUAUCUCAGCCAGCAACCACAUCCACCCUGCAGCUGCCACCGUGGGCCUGUGCCAUAGAGACCAAGAGGGCUGGGCUGACGCACAGUGGCUGGUUGGAGUUCCUCCUGUCGUCUCCAGUCCACCCCCCUGUCCUGUACCGCUACUCCCCCAGGGAGUACAGGCUCCUCCUACAGGAGGACACAGAGGAACACAGAACCCCCCAGGAGUAUCAAACCACCCGACUAGAGGCCCCCAGCCAGGACGGUACCAUGGUGCCACUGACUCUCUUCCACAGACCUAUGUUGGAGGAGCUGAGGGGUGCUCCAUUGCUGGUGCAUGUGUAUGGGGCCUAUGGCAUGGACCUUAACAUGGACUUCAGCCCAGACAGAAGACUGCUGCUUGAGGAUGGCUGGGCUCUGGCCUACUGCCAUGUCAGGGGUGGAGGUGAGCGUGGCCUGGGCUGGCAUAGACAGGGUCGUAUGGAGGGCAAACCGAGAGGAGUGGAGGACCUGGCUGCCUGUAUCCAAAGGCUCUAUGACCUGGGGGUGUCGAGACCCUCUCUGACCGCCCUCACCGCUCGCAGCGCUGGGGCCGUACUGGUGGGGGCGCUCUGCAACCUACAUCCCCACCUCAUACGAGCUGUCACACUACAGGCACCUUUCCUUGAUGUGCUGGGCACUAUGCAGGACCCCAGUCUGCCCCUGACGCUGGAGGAGAGGGGGGAAUGGGGGGACCCCAUGUCAGACCGCUGCCAAAGGGACACUAUCGCCUCCUACUGCCCCUGUCAUAACAUUACACCUCAGCACUACCCCUCCAUGCUGCUCACAGCCUACAUAGAAGACAACAGAGUGCCUGUAGCCGGAGUACACAAGUACGAGGAGAGACUUCAGGAAGCAAUUCACACACACCUCAAUGGUCACCCUGUAUCUGAAUCUGAGCCCACACCCAGUGUCAUUCUGGACCUUCAACCGGGAGCAGACCACUUUGGCCCAGGGGACUUUGAACUGUCUCUGACUGAGAGUGCUCGACAGCUGGCCUUUCUCCACACAGAGCUGGGCCUGAACCAGCAGAAGACCAAAAACAGGCGGAAGUAGGAGAACUCAUCAGAGCCAUAUAGAGAUACAUGUGUGGUUGACCCAUGGAGGAUUGAGUCAAAUAAAAUAAACAUUUUGGGGGUACGAACUCAAAAUAUAAAGAUAACAAUUUCAAUUUUUUUUUACUGAGUUACAGUUCAUAUUAGUAAAUUGAAAUUAAUUAAUUAGGCCCUAAUCUAUGGAUUUCACAUGACUGGGAAUACAGAUAUGCAUCUGUUGGUCACAGAUACCUUUAAAAAAUUAGGGGGGAAAAAAUUCAGAAAACCAGUCAGUACCCACCAUUUGCCUCAUGCAGCGUGACACAUCGUCUUCGUAUAGAGUUGAUCAGGCUGUUGAUUUUGGCCUGUGGAAUGUUGUCCCCCUCUUCAGUGGCUGUGAGAAGUUGUUGGAUAUUGGCAGGAACUGGAACACGCUGAUGUACAUGUCGAUCCAGAGCAACCCAAACUUGGGAUGGGUGACAUGUCUGGUGAGUAUGCAGGCCAUGGAAGAAGUGGGCCAUUUUCAGUUUCCAGGAAUUGUGUACAGAUCCUUGCAACAUUGGCCUGUGCAUAAUCAUGCUGAAACAUGUGAUGGCGGAGGAUGAAUGGCACAAAAAUGGGCCUCAGAAUCUCGUCACUAUAUCUCUGUGCAUUCAAAAUGCAAUUGUGUUCAUUGUCUGUAGCUUAUGCCUGCCCAUACCAUAACCCCACCAUGGGGCACUUUGUUCACAACGAUGACAUCAGCAAACUGCUCACCCACAAAAAAGCCAUAACGAUGUCUGCCAUCUACCUGGUACAGUUAAAACCAAGAUUUAUCCGUGAAGAGCACACUUCACCAGUGAGCCAGUGGCCAUCAACGGUGAGCAUUUGCCCACUGAAGUCGGUUACAGACCCUUGUGAGGACGAGGAGCAUGCAGAUGAGCUUCCCUAAGAUGGUUUAUGAAAGUUUGUGCAGAAAUUCUUUGGUUGUGCAAACCCACAGUUUUAUCAGCUGUUCACACUGCAAAAUUUUCUAAAAUGAUGUUGGUGGCUUAUGGUAGAGAAAUGAACAUGUAAACACUCUGGUGGACAUUCAUGCCAAUUGCAUGCUUCCUCAAAACUUGAGACAUCUGUGGCGUUGUGUAACAAAAUACUUUUAUUGUCCUCAGCACA